AAUUCAUUCGUUUGCUUGUUGGGUCAUUUUGCCGGGUGUGUUCUUCGUUCGAUAUUGGGAUCUUCGCAGUGCGAAUAGUGCAGCAAAUUUGACAAGACGCUUUGUUUGGGAUAAGUUCUAAAUAUUUGGAGAAAACGGGGAGCUUUGAGCAUUGUUUGAACAGUGUUGUAAAAGUUUGUGUGAAUUUAAUAUCGAUAAAUAUUAAAACAAAUUCGAGAACCUUUAAUAGCUUGUGCAAAACAUUAAAAGGGGAGAGCCCAGAAGCAGUGAACAAAGAAAAAGAAAGGUAUUUGAUAUAAAAACCAUAGUUUAAAAUGGAGCACGAGGAUAAUGCGCACUUGGACAACGUUUUGCAAAGCUCGCCCCAUUUGAUGGAUAAUUUGCAGAUGGCUAGUGGUGAUGGUGUGUGUGAUAAUGUUGUAGCAGAAGAGAUUGGAAGUAGUAUUGGUGGAAAAUUUGGUGAACAUGAAGGGCAUGACCAGGAGGAAUGGAAGUAUAUUAAAGAAGGGCAACAGAGCGAAAAGCAGCAAGAGCGAAUUAAAGACGGUAUAGAUAGUAAAGAUAUGGAAGACGUAGAAGAUGUUGGCAACGGGCAUGGAUACGUAUAUGAGGUAGGCGAUGUCGGGGCCGACGAUAUGCUCUUGCUAGACAAGCACGAAGUUGGUAACGGUGUCGUUGGCAUCUCAGCCGCUGUUGACGUAGACGCCAUCAACACGCCAACCGGCAUUGAAGAGAAUGAAGCAUUAAAAAAUUAUGGUGAUUUUUCACCAACUUCUAAUACAACGUCUAUAGGCGGCGAAGACGUCGAUUCGGAUAAUGGUGUACUGCAAGUCGAAAUGAAAAUCGAAACAGCAACAUUACUGCAAUCACAGCCGGUUGAAAAUCUAUUGGGUGCUGGUGGUGCUGAGAGAAAUUUCGUAGAGAUGGAAGAAGAGGAACCAAGUUCAUUGGCAACAAAUACUACCAAUGGAACAAAUAGUCUUAGCGAAAAUGCUCCACUACAACAACUAAGUUCAGAAAAAAAUGAUCUAAAAACCGUGGAACUUUCUAUAGAAAACAAAGAAAAUGCUAAUCCUAGUUUACCAAGCAUUGGUUUACAUGGUGGUAAGGAUGAAAUUAUCAGACCUAAUGACCUGGACUUUGAAACGCACUCACACUUAAACCCAAAUGCUUUGGUGUUCGUCCCCAGUGUUGGUUCGAAUCCGGCUUCACCCCUAGUGCCCACAAGCGAUAGUGCAGCUUUUACUGUUGGCGAACCGGCUUUAAACAGUGAUGCAGAAACAGCGCCACAACCACACCCAAACUCAAUAGCACGCCACCUGCUUAGUGAUGAUGAUUUCGUGGCUCAGAGCCCACGCAAGGGAAGUGUUGAAUCCAAUUUAGAUGGUAUUGCAUUGCCUGAAGAAAAUGAUUUUGAACAUGAAGCCGCAAAGCGUCCGCAUGAAUUGGAGCAAGAAGACGAUUUAAUUGGUGUUGGUACGGUACAGCACUUACAACAGUUUGAAAAUCAUAAUAAUGAUGGUGUGCAUUUACUCAAAGAAGAUACAAAUGCAGAAGAAGCAGAUUAUUCACUUGAUAUUCGUCAUUCCCCAGCAAAUAUAAUCGAUCACGGUCCUGAAACAUCUGUCGAUUUAGAUGCUGAUAUUGGAAUUCAGCUAUGUGAUAAUGACAACCUAGCCCAGCAACAUAAAUUUGAAAUGCCUGAUCCUAUUGAGGAUGUACUUAAUACAGUACAGCCAUUACCAAUCGAUACUGAAAGUGUAAACGUUUCUUUUAUUGAAGAACGGUCACAACAAGAAUUAGAAGCUGGAGGAAAGGAAUUGUUAGAUGUCGAAGAAAAAGACUACAUUUCUCAAUCGCCUUCGACUGAAGAAAUGAAAAUGAACAUGCAAAAUCAAAUGCAUUCAUCAAUAAAGGAUAUACCACAAAUACCUAUUGAUAUGCAUGAUGGAGCAAAUAUGCAAGAAUCAUUCUACUUAGACAGCACUUCAACUGAAUUACAAAAUGCAGAUGAUGUAACCCUUAAGCGAACAGGCGAAAACCUCACUGACGCCAGUAACCCUAACCUUGUAGCAGAUCACAUUUCAUUCGAAAAUAGUUGUUUUGCGAAGCCCAGUGGAGCUGAACUGGAAAUUGACUUUGAGCACGAACAUCCCUCUCUGAAUAUAUUCGCUCCAGAAUUCACUCCUGGUCAAAAAUCAGUCUGUACAGAUGGGCUAUCACCUUCUCCCAUGUCAACUGAGGAGAAACACUUAGUAGAAGAUACCAAAGAACUGGCAACUAAAAGCGAAACUUCAGACGAACUGGCGCAAAAAAUUGAUGACUUAAAACUUUCUACAAAAGAUGGAAUCCUCUCUCAGGUGGAAACUGCCCCGAUUGCGGCUAACAUCGUUGAAAGUCUAAAUCCAUUCGCUGCUCCAGAAUCCGAACAACAUAAAACGGUUGAAGAAUUACCAAUUGAUGCGGAUCAAUCGUUUUCAAAUGAAUCUCACCUACACGCUGACUUUUUGCAACAAAACGAACAAUUUUAUCACAACGAACAACAAAAUGAUCACCAGGCAAAAGAGAUAGCAUCAGAGUCCGUAUAUGCAGGCUUUGAAGGUAACUUGUUUUCGACCCAGCAAGAGGAUGAAUCAUCAGAAUACCCUGCUAAGCAAGAGCUUGAAGUUAAGGGAUUUGAAUCGCCUGUUGCAGAAUCUAUUUCUAUUGCUUCUCCCCCAGAACCAGAGCCGGUUUCUCUCUCAAUUGAGACCCCACUUGAACCGACAUCUGUAGGUCACCUUGAAUCGGCGGCUGCUGAAGUGGAGGCUGAGCCUGUAACUGAGCCAGAACAUAUAUCACAACCAGAAUCCUUAAUUGCACUUGAGCCUGAGCCCAAGCCUGACAAUGCCUUGCAUGUGAGCAAUGGCAUUUCAAAUGUGUCCACAAUCGAUGAAGCAUUGCUGGUGAUAACUAAAGACGUUGUCCCCACCACUCCAGAAGCUUUUUUGGAGACCGCUAUUGACGAAACCAAGAAAGAUGCUUCCGAAACUGUGGUUGCUGCCGCAACUAUUGGUGCUAUUGCGACUACGGCUGCCGUAGUAACUGUUGCUGCAACUGCUCCAAAGAAAAUUGAAGUUAAAAAAUCCCGUACUCCCACUUCGACAAAAUCAAAGACAGUUGAUAUUAAAAAGGGUGCAGAUCCAACAAAAAAGACUACUGGUGCUCCCACUAAAACGUCUGCUUCUACCGUAUCUUCAGAAAGGCCACGUACAGCCCCGUCUAAGACGGCAACUGCCCCUGAUAAGAAAGUGACAGCCACCACAGCUGCUGCUAAACCACCGACAAGCACUACUACUCGAAAACCCUUAUCCUCCAUUUCAGCAACAUCUAGAACCGUUACUAAGACAACCGCUUCAACACGUCCGACUACAGCACCGACUGCAGCUAAGUCAUCUGUAUCGCGCACUAAUGCUACUACAAUUACACGCCGUUCGGCGCCCACUAGUACUUCUAAUGGCACAACCGCCGUCGCUAAACCAAAAGCUGCUGGCAGUGCCCCAACUAAGCCAACUACUUUGGGUCUUUCGGCUACAGCCAAGCCGAAGUUGAUUUCUCCCCGUACAACUUUAACAUCACAACUUCGAAAGGCGGCACCUGCAAGUACAGGCACAGGCUUAACCACGGCUAGGAGUCCACUAAAGACUACGGCACCAACUACCAAUGGCGUCACAAAGAGCGCAACAAACACAACUACUGCUAGUCGCGCCAAGAGCUCGACUUCUACCACAAUAACAACUACAACUACAAAGACUUUCACUGCGCGGCCUGCACCUAAGACUACGCAUUCAUCCACUAUUUCAUCGACUACAACACGUCGGACUGUGGGCGUCGUUUCGAGUAGUAGCACAACCGGGGCAAGAACUACAAGCAGUAUGUUGCAGAAAAAGACACCACCGGGCACCGGUAGGCCUAUAUCAGCCACCAAAUCCUCACUUUCGCCGACUAAGCCAUCAAGUGCAACUCUGAAAUCGAAAACCAAAGAUGUGGCUAAGAAACCAGUAACUCCAAUUAAAUCGGCAAAUGAGUUAAAAGCGAAAGCUACCGAAGAGCAACCCAAGUUGAACGGUACGCCUAGUAAAUCAGGAGUAGAGGAACUGGGGAAACAAGUGGAGCACCAACCGCAUUUGAAUGGUGAAGGUGAUGGGCCACAGAAAGUGUUUGAAAAUGGUAUGCAUCAUGAGGUGUUGGGGAACGGCGAGGACUCUCUACUGGAUCAACAUGCACAGGCAUCUCUACUCGAUGCCUAGAAAGUUAAGGUCUAGAAGACUUUGUAAUUUUAAAGUGCAUUAAGCAAAAUGAAGAAAUGGUAGACAUCUAACAAAGCGUAAUCAUUUGAAUGAAAGGUUUUUGUGGGGAAAUUAGCCUUGAGACGAAUACAGACCGCUAGGAUUGGGGGUAAUAAUAGUAGUAGCAGCAAGGAGAAACUGGCAUUAUUGCUAUGCAGAUUGCUAAUCAAUCAUAAGGGAAACAAGUGAAGGGUGAAAAGUGUUUAGCUGAGUAGAUGAAGGAAUGGAAUCUAACGUCAAUAAGCGGUACACUAUGAAAAACCGGAAAUAACGUAAAUCUGUCAUUGAAAAAUGCAUGUAGAACGAAAUCACAAUGUUGAAAUCAGAAAUAACUAAAAUAACGACUAACAUACAGAAUUAGAAAGAGAAAACAAAAUUACAUUUUGUGAGGAAAAUAUUUUCAAUUUGAACUUGGGCAUGUUUGUCAUUGACUUUCAUUCUGCCUAAAUUUAAAAAUUUUGCACGUUUUAUUUCUUAAUGUUUACAUAUACAUUAUUUGUCACUUUGUACGACAAGUUGCACGUUUGUUAGUGGUAUUUUUAUUUUGUUGUUUCUUCAGAAUGAAUAUUUUUCAAAAAUACAUACUUACCUACAUACAUACAUUAAUGUUUUUUUGCUUUGCUGUUAUAAAAUUUUGUUAGUUUGAUGACUAAUAUUUUAAUUACCUUUGUAUGGCUUUAGUUCUUGAGCAUGAUAUUAAAAGCGGUUUUUGUUUUUUAUGGCGCAAUUUUCUAUGUACAUCGUCUAUAAUUUAUAUUGCACAUUUAUAGACCAAAUGACAAAAUCAAUGUUUGUAUACAUUUUUUAUACUUAUGUAUGUAUACUCAAAAUCUAUUUUGGAUUGAGGUUUUAGUGCUAAUCGUUUAUUAUGUUUUCCUUAGUAUUGUAAUCAAUUUUUAAUUCUUUCUUGUCAAUUUGUUGGUUGAUUUUGUGCUGGUGAAUGUAUGGAAAAACACGAAAAACGAAAUAAAAAUUAUAAACUAUGAAAAAGUAAACUAAACAAAAAAAAUCCUACUACUUACGUGGAAGCCAGUAAUUUUGGCCAAAUAACGGUAUAGUUUACACUAUCGAACUUAUACUACACAAAGUCUUAACUUGUGAAAAAACGAAAAUAAAAAGGCAUUAAAAAAUAUAAAUAAACGAAAAUAAAAAAUCAAGUGCGAAACGCGUUGCACGAAAAAAUUAUAUGAAGUAAAAAUAUCUUUUAUAUACACAUAUAAACAUGAAGACCUAUUAAAUAAUAGAUGGCAUGCAAAAAGAUAUUAAAUCACUGAAUAUAUAUAAAUCAUAUUAACGAUCGAAUUGUGCAUUUUUUUGAUAUAUUUUUGUACUUCAUUAUUCUGUUCCUGCUUACAACUAGUGAGAAAAUGUAUAACGCAAGAAAACGACACAGUAUACUUAAAGAUUUUAAAUUUAUUUAAUUUUUAUUUGUAAAUCAAAGUAUGGACUACUCCUGCUCCUACCCAGUGUGUUAUUAUUAUUACUUUC
Rhagoletis pomonella (apple maggot) is the source of this 5816-nucleotide messenger RNA. RefSeq names its product 205 kDa microtubule-associated protein (gene Map205). Lineage: Eukaryota; Metazoa; Arthropoda; Insecta; Diptera; Tephritidae. The record is from RefSeq and is a predicted model, not a curated record. Bases 315 to 4289 code for a protein of 1324 amino acids. The transcript has 2 exons.